Molecule: messenger RNA, 2970 nt
Organism: Cuscuta campestris
Lineage: Eukaryota; Viridiplantae; Streptophyta; Magnoliopsida; Solanales; Convolvulaceae
Source: the annotation of a GenBank genome assembly
GAUCCGGACCCGGUAUGGAAUGUGCUACUGUUUGAAGUGAAUCUGGUGAUCUCCGCUCGCUCGCUUCCUGGGCGCUAAGUUUUGCAGGAGAGCUGAGAGUAGAGAAGAGAAGGAGACGGCGACAAAAUGGCGCAAAUCCCAAAUCUCGACAAUGCUCCCAUAAACCUCACCUCCAUAAGAGAUCAAUCGCAGAAGGAGCUCAUGAUGAUUUUGAAGAACAUUCGAGGGCAGAAGUGUUUGGUUAUUGAUCCUAAGCUCAGUGGUUCACUCUCACUUAUUGUGCAGAGCUCAAUACUCAAGGAGCUAGGGGCUGAAUUGCGGCACCUUACAAGUGAACCAAUCCAAACAGAUUGUACUAAAAUUGUUUAUCUUGUUCGAGCUCAGCUUGGCUUGAUGAAGGGUAUUUGCUCAGACAUUCAUAAUGAUACUUCUAAGGGGAUUCAAAGAGAGUAUUUUUUUGUAUUUUGUUCCUCGCCGUGCAGUUGUAUGCGAAAAGGUACUAGAGGAAAAGAAAGUACAUCACUUAUUGACCAUAGGCGAGUAUCCCUUGUAUCUACUUCAUCUGGAUGAAGAUGUUUUGUCUUUUGAACUCGAUACUGCAUACAGAGAAUUCACAGUUGAUGGAGACACAACCUCUCUUUGGCAUAUAGCAAAAGCCAUUCACAAGCUUGAGUGUUCCUUUGGUGUGAUACCAAAUGUGAGAGCCAAAGGGAAAGCAUCUGUCCGUGUUGCUGACAUUUUAAAUAGGAUGCAAGAUGAAGAACCAGUGAACAUCACCGAUGUUGUUGUGCCAGAGAUUAACACUCUCAUCCUCAUUGACAGAGAGGUGGACAUGGUUACACCUAUGUGUUCCCAGUUAACUUAUGAAGGGCUAAUGGAUGAGUUUCUUGGUAUCAAUAAUGGUGCUGUGGAGGUAGAUUCUUCUAUAAUGGGUGCCCAGCAAGAGGGGAAGAAAAUGAAGGUUCCUCUAAAUUCUAGUGACAAGCUAUUCAAAGAGAUACGGGAUCAGAAUUUCGAAGUUGUCGGUCAGGUUUUACGUCAAAGAGCAACAUCUAUGAAACAAGAUUACAAUGAGAUGCAAACAGCUAACCAAACUGUUUCUGAAUUGAAAGACUUCGUUAAAAAACUCAACUCAUUGCCUGAAAUGACAAGGCAUAUACAUCUUGCUCAGCAUUUGAAUAAAUUUACAUCUAAACCUUCAUUUCUUGGGCGGCUAGAUAUGGAACAUACUAUUGUGGAGUCUGAAAGUUACGAUAUAUGCUUCGAGUACAUCGAGGAGAUGAUCCAUAAACAGGAACCUCUUGUCAAUGUUCUACGCAUUCUCAUAUUAUUUUCGAUCACAAAUUCUGGAUUACCAAAGAAGAACUAUGACUACUUAAGGCGAGAGCUACUUCACAGCUAUGGUUUUGAGCACAUUGCUACAUUAAACAAUUUGGAAAAGGCGGGAUUGUUCAGGAAGCAGGAGUCUAAAAGCAACUGGAUAACUAUUAAACNGCAAUUAUUCUGCUUCUUUAAAGGCUCAACUAAAAUAAACACUGCCACUCAUAGAGUUGACGUGUCAUUAGUCCCCAGAGAUAUUUCUUAUGUCUUUUCUGGAUAUGCACCUCUCAGCAUUUGCCUGGUUCAGCAUGCAAUCCGAUCUGGGUGGCGUCCCAUUGAAGAAAUAUUAAGACUGCUGCCAGGGCCCCAUUCAGACAGCAAGAGGAGUGGGUUUGCAAGCAAUCCGUCCUUUGACAGUCUGCCAGGGUCCAUAGACUACUCUGACAAAAUAGGUGAUGGAAGGCGGUCAUUGGUGCUUGUUGUUUUUAUUGGUGGGGUGACCUUUGCUGAGAUUAAUGCUCUUCGAUUCCUGAGUUCCCAGGAGGGUAUGCCAUAUGACUUGAUUGUAUUGACUACAAAAAUAGUUAACGGGCACACGUUGACAGAAACAUUCAUGGAGAAAUUGGGGUGACUGGUAAAGAAGAUACUUUUUAGUGUGGCUUCUUUGUUGUUUUGAUGACAUUGUUUCUUUCGGUAUGACCUUUCUUGCAACCAUUUUGUUUGGAGUGUGAUUGACUUUUUAAAAGCAGGGUUGAUAAAAAAUGACCUUGAUUGAGGUGUAAAGGAGAAUUUCAGUUGGUACAAAAAAGAUGACCUUGGUAUAUAGGAGUAUGAUUUUUAAAUUGGUUUAUGUAACUAGAUCUCUUAAACCAGAAUUAAGGUGAUAUUGAGUUGAGAGUUAGAAUUACAAUAGUUCAAAGAUACAGUUGAAGUACAAGGUGGAUUUGCAAAGGGUAGCACUCUCCGGCUCCAUUUGGUACAUGGAAUUCAAACUAUGGAAUUAGAAUUGAAGAAAACAAUUUCAAUUCAAACUGGAAUUACUCCCCUAAAUGUGAUGCUUGCUUUUAUUGGAGGAAGAUGAUUAAGGUGAGACAAGAAUUUGCAAGUAUGCCAGUUAGGGGAGAAUACAAGCCUGAAGAGGGGUACUCAUGGCUUAUGGGGCAGCUUCCAAAAGACGAGUGGUUUGAUAUUGUGUGGAACAGAGGGACAAUGCCAAAGCACAAAAUGUUUGUUUGGAUGCUACUGAAAGGGAGGCUCCAAACUAAGCAACGGCUGAGUAGAUUUCUAACUAUUGACAAUGGAUGUGUGUUGUGUGAUAGUGGAAAUGAAGAUAUAGACCACCUGUUCUGGAAAUGUGACUAUGCAAACUGCAUAUUUGGGAGCAUCAUGACCAGCCUGGGCUGUGAAGUAGGUGGGGAGUCGCCACAAGAGUUCUGUGCGAAAUACCUAAGGAAGGGCAGUAGUAAGCAAAAGAUGGUCUGGAGAGCAGCCUGGGCAGCAAUAUGUUACUCGAUCUGGAGGGCUAGGAACAAGAAAAUUUUCGCAAAAGAGAAUAUUAAAGUAGAGGAAAGUAUUUCUUAUACUUGGUUCAAUCUUAAUACCUACUUGUAUAGGAGGAAAAUAUAGUACGAAUAAUAGCAGAUGGGUUAU